AUGGGGACGGACCUGCACGCUGGGCGGGCGGACCACUCCGUCGAUCCCCUGAGCCAUGGGGAGGCCAGGGGUUCCCUGGACGACCCGCCCCCCUACGAGUCCAUCAUCAUGGGCACGGCCAGGCCGCUGGAGGCAGCCAUCACCGUCUUUGUCACCGAUCCAGUUCGCCAGCUGGAGGGGGUGCGGUCGUUCGUGUCGUACCGCGUCACGUACCGCCCUGCCUCAGGCCCCGGCUCCUCCGUCCACCCCGCGGGCGUCAUCCGGCGCUUCAGCGACUUUGACUGGCUGAAGAAGCAGCUCCGGGCCAACCACCGGGGCUGCAUCGUCCCCCCCCUGCCCGAGAAGAACGUGGUCGAAAAGUACAAGCUGACCGACGAGUUCAUCGAGCAGCGGCGCGCCGCGCUGGCGGUGUUCAUGAAUCGCCUGGCGGCGCACCCGGUGCUGCGACACUCCCCCGCCUUCCAGCUGUUCCUGGACGCCGACGAGGCGGGGUUUGCGCGCGAGGUGGCGCGCACCGCCGGCGAGGCCGGCGGCGCAGGCCCGCUGGAGGCAGCCAUCACCGUCUUUGUCACCGAUCCAGUUCGCCAGCUGGAGGGGGUGCGGUCGUUCGUGUCGUACCGCGUCACGUACCGCCCUGCCUCAGGCCCCGGCUCCUCCGUCCACCCCGCGGGCGUCAUCCGGCGCUUCAGCGACUUUGACUGGCUGAAGAAGCAGCUCCGGGCCAACCACCGGGGCUGCAUCGUCCCCCCCCUGCCCGAGAAGAACGUGGUCGAAAAGUACAAGCUGACCGACGAGUUCAUCGAGCAGCGGCGCGCCGCGCUGGCGGUGUUCAUGAAUCGCCUGGCGGCGCACCCGGUGCUGCGACACUCCCCCGCCUUCCAGCUGUUCCUGGACGCCGACGAGGCGGGGUUUGCGCGCGAGGUGGCGCAGGGGGGCAAGGGGACGGCCAUCGCGACCCGGAUGUCCAGCGAGCUGGUCGCCUUCCAGCGGCAGCGCGCAGAGGAGCUCAGUGCGGUGCUGCGCCGCUUCGCCACACUGGUGGCCGCGGGGGAGGGCGCGGCUGCCAAGACCUGGGCGCCCCUGGCGCGGGGGGCAGACGCAUAG
This is a messenger RNA of Auxenochlorella protothecoides, 1104 nucleotides long. Its product is annotated as Vacuolar protein sorting-associated protein vps5. Lineage: Eukaryota; Viridiplantae; Chlorophyta; Trebouxiophyceae; Chlorellales; Chlorellaceae. Gene Ontology annotation, molecular function: phosphatidylinositol binding. Gene Ontology annotation, cellular component: endosome. The coding region runs from base 1 to 1104 and encodes 367 amino acids. The transcript has 8 exons. The record is from RefSeq and is a predicted model, not a curated record.